ACGUAGUGGUGUGGCUUAUAAAGUACAAGGUGACAGCUUUUUUUCUUUUUUUGGUUCUGUUGUCACGUAUUGGAGUCAGUGAUUCCUGGUGCAAUCCGCGGGGCUCGAGAGACGUGAAACAUGUACGCCUGCGCGAAGUUCGUCGCAUCCCCUGCGGUGCUGCGUGGUGGAUCCAGGGUCCUGGCCCGGCCGGUCUGCGUGUCCCUCCUCAACAGACCUGAGGCCAGAAGUGAGCAGGCUCUGUUGCCAACCAGCGAGGCAUCCAGCCUGCAGGUGACGCGUGCGUUCCAGACCAGCGCGGUGUCGAGAGACAUCGACACCGCGGCGAAGUUUAUCGGUGCCGGUGCUGCUACAGUAGGUGUGGCCGGGUCAGGAGCUGGAAUUGGGACUGUCUUUGGCAGUCUGAUCAUCGGAUAUGCCAGGAACCCCUCGCUGAAGCAGCAGCUCUUUUCAUACGCUAUCCUGGGCUUUGCUCUCUCCGAAGCUAUGGGGCUCUUCUGUUUGAUGGUUGCUUUCCUCAUCCUCUUCGCCAUGUAGUUCUUGCGAAUAACACUUGAGGGUUGGAACUCAGCAACAAAAGUUGCCAUGUGCAGUGUUUUGAACUACGGAACUUUUUUUUUUGGGCCCCUCCCCGUUUUAUGUAAAGAGCUCAAUUCAUCAUAGGCUUGUGGUCGGAAUAAAAGAUUGAGCCACAUUCUGUUUCAUUGUAGUUGAGUGCAGCAGCGCUGCUUAAUUGUAGUGAAUAAUCCCAUUGUGAUAGGAGAGGAAAACCAGAUUUGUCAUAAAUUAGCGUCACUGAGAUUUCGUAAGAAAUUGUCAAAUUCUAACACGUUUCACGAGCUCAGAAACUGCAUGGCGCCAUGUCACUGUGCAGGCAUGUUAACGUAAAAUGUUUUGAGCUUUAA
Molecule: messenger RNA, 905 nt
Organism: Scleropages formosus (Asian bonytongue)
Lineage: Eukaryota; Metazoa; Chordata; Actinopteri; Osteoglossiformes; Osteoglossidae
Gene: atp5mc1
Product: ATP synthase membrane subunit c locus 1
Exons: 5
Coding region: 121-537 (138 amino acids)
Biological process (GO): proton motive force-driven ATP synthesis; proton transmembrane transport
Molecular function (GO): proton transmembrane transporter activity
Source: RefSeq, a predicted model, not a curated record